Molecule: messenger RNA, 477 nt
Organism: Komagataella phaffii GS115
Lineage: Eukaryota; Fungi; Ascomycota; Pichiomycetes; Pichiales; Pichiaceae
Exons: 1
Coding region: 1-477 (158 amino acids)
Molecular function (GO): protein binding
Source: RefSeq, a predicted model, not a curated record
AUGUCAAAAGCCAAAGUCCCUCCACCCCCAGCACUUCCAGAAGGAUGGGUAGCUGAAUGGGACGAAGAGUAUCAGAGAUACUUUUACGUGAAUACUGCUACUGGUGCUUCACAAUGGGAAGUGCCUGCCCAAGAAAAGGCGGCCCAUGCAUCUCGUCCAGCAGCCCCCCCUCCUCCUCAGGAAGCUCAAUACUCACAACCUGCUCAGUCUCAGCAAGUAUAUCAGCAACACCCUCAACAGUUGCAGCAACAACCUCAGCAAUUCCAGCAACAACCUCAGCAAUUCCAGCAACAACCUCAAUACAUCCAGCAACAACCCCAGUUCCAACAACAACCUCAGCAACAACAGAGCUCAGGUUCCAGUUGGAAAUCUACCGCGGUGGGUGUAGGUGCAGGACUGAUUGGAGCAAGACUCAUCGGUAAUGCAGUGGUUGGAGGAAGAGUUCGUCGCCGAAGAAGAUACGGAUAUGGAUGGUAG